UGGAAGUUGUUGUUUAAACUUGCUUCCUCUCUUCUUUCAUCUCUUUCUUUCUGGCUCGAUUUUUGUGGGUUACUUUUGCUAGUAGUAAGUUAUUAUUAGAAAGAAGGAAGAAAGACUUUUAGAGAGAGUCGAGAGUAAGAGGAAAGCCAAAAUGGCGUGUUGUAUGGAAAAAUAGGAAAAUAAUGUGUGAUUCACUUCAAGUAAAGAUUGGUUUACAUUUUGUGUUACAACUGAUCAUCUAGUACAAUAAUGGCAAAUUAACCGUUUGACACCGUAUUUUUGGAUACAUCUGUAAUUUGAAGCAAUUGUUUUUUGUAUUGGACUGACAUUUCAACAGAAACAAUAUCAACGGGGUUCUUGUGAAUAAUCUUUCCAACCAUAAGAUUGUAAAACCAGAAUAAUCAUCAAAUCGGCUUGGUUUUUAUCAUCUGGUGGAGUUACAUGCUCAUCACAUCAGUUUUUUACCAGGUAAAAGCAACAAUUUGAAUGAGAUUCUAUCUUGACAAAUUCACCAUCUAUUAAACAACUGUAACCGACAAAGAAAAAGUGAAAUGAUUGUGACAAACGAUGACAGAGAGUGUUGCCGGUCACUUGUCUGUGAUUCUAAUGGUAUCAUUAUUGCUGAGAUGGUCUAUCGAUGCAUGAUUUGUGCAUAUAUUACGGAUUCAAUAUGUGAUGCUCAGAGACACUAUCAAAUACGUCAUAUGGAAACCGAUGUCCAACCAUCAUCAUCAACAUCCAACCUUAAAAGCGAGCCUCUUGACUCUCUUGACGAAGAAGAUGAUUGUGAAGAAGCAGAGCCUUCUGGAUCAUCACCAAGUAAUGCCAGAGGUGGUUUUGUUACCUGUGCAGUUUGUCAUAUAACCAAAUUUUAUGCUAGCGUUCAAAGACGCUAUGGUCAAUUUACAUGCAUGGGAUGUGCAAAAUUUUUUGGAAGAUUUUUGCUAAAACCAAGAAAAUAUUGUUGCCCUAAUCUAGGUAAUUGUCCUCUUGAUGCUACACCAAGAUGUAAAGCUUGUUUACUUCAAGCUUGUAUUGAUACGUACCAGAUUGACGAGAAAAGAAUGAAAAUAGUGAACGCUAACAGACCAGUUCGUAAAUUAGCCGUCAACCGUCAACCAAGCUCAUCCAACAACAACACUACACGAGACGUUAAUUCAUCGGCUUUGACAACUUCAUCUCUUCCAAUUACCCAUAGCAACAAUGAUGCAGGUCUAAACUCGUCAACCAGUGAUAAUAAUAGAAUGGACAUAAGUCCUCAAAAGACCAGUAUUUUAGGUCAGCAAUUAACCUCAUCAUCAGCAGCUGGCGCAAUAGCAGCAGCGGCUGCAGCGGCAGCAUCAUCAUCAAGUCGUUCCCGUACAUCUAACACUGCAGUACUUGCUCUUUUACGGUCAACUGGUAAAAAGAAUUGGGGCUGUCGUAAAUGUGCUGGCUGUCUAGUCGAGGAUUGUGGCAAGUGCAACUAUUGUUUAGACAAACCUAAGUUUGGAGGUGCCAAUACUUUGAAGAAAAAAUGCAUACAAAGAAAGUGUCUUUUACAAGAACAGCAAAAAUUGGAACAGGCACAAAAUAGCUUGAGGAACGCAUUGAAAUAACCCUCUUUAUCUUACUACAUCCAUAUCUAAGGUGAAAUGGGAAAUGCAAGAUUAAACCAACGAAGCAAUCAGUCUUAAUCUUUUCACUGGUACUACAAACGAAAAAUUGACCUAUCCUUUAUCGAAAAACUUGCUUUAUCCCUCAUUUAAUCUGCAUCUUGCAUCUCAAGUCAGCUUGGGUUAAACAUUAAGACCAAUUGUACUCUAAUUGACUUAACCUUUAUUCAUUUACUCUCUUUAUCCACCUUCCUUUUAAAUUUUUCAAUUUAUCUCAACGCUUGAUCUUUUCAAGCCAUUGCUCUUGUUUGAUCUCUAGUCAAAUCAACUGUGUUUGUAUGAAUACAAAAUUAUUGGUAGAUUUCACCUGAUUGGUAUCUUUAGGGAUCUCAUCUUUAAUAAUAAUCUAAAUUAUCCUAAAGUCCAAGACUAAUUUGACCAAUAAUAAAUGAUUUUCAAAUCAA
Tetranychus urticae (two-spotted spider mite) is the source of this 2059-nucleotide messenger RNA. RefSeq lists its product as uncharacterized. Gene Ontology annotation, molecular function: sequence-specific DNA binding; DNA-binding transcription factor activity; zinc ion binding. The record is from RefSeq and is a predicted model, not a curated record. Gene Ontology annotation, biological process: regulation of DNA-templated transcription. Lineage: Eukaryota; Metazoa; Arthropoda; Arachnida; Trombidiformes; Tetranychidae.